Messenger RNA from Desarmillaria tabescens, 1044 nucleotides. RefSeq names its product Endonuclease/exonuclease/phosphatase. The coding region runs from base 1 to 1044 and encodes 347 amino acids. Gene Ontology annotation, cellular component: nucleus. Gene Ontology annotation, biological process: base-excision repair. Gene Ontology annotation, molecular function: phosphoric diester hydrolase activity; DNA-(apurinic or apyrimidinic site) endonuclease activity; double-stranded DNA 3'-5' DNA exonuclease activity. Lineage: Eukaryota; Fungi; Basidiomycota; Agaricomycetes; Agaricales; Physalacriaceae. The record is from RefSeq and is a predicted model, not a curated record. The transcript has 3 exons.
AUGAAGGAGCAGAAGAUCAGUAUUAUGACUUUGCAGGAAACCCACCUGUCAGACACUUACACAAAAGAAGUUUUAGCCUUGCAUGGAAAACAGCUAAGCAUACACUUCUCCUCUGAUGAGCAGAACCCCACAGGGAAAUCAGGGGUAGCAAUAGUCCUAAAUAAAGAUCUCGUCAAAACUGAGGAUGUGGUGACAACGAACUUACUGCCGGGAAGAGCACUGCUAGUACAAGCCCCCUGGCAUGGAGGGGCAACUUUCCACUGGCUUGCGAUCUAUGUGCCAAACAGGGAAAAUGAAAAUAAAGAAAUGUGGGAAGACCUGACGAGGAUAUGGGAUGAACAACGUCUCCCAAACAUAGACGGCAUGAGUGGAGACUUCAACUUCGUGGAAGAUGCCAUUGAUAGACUCCCAGUCCACGAAGACACCUGUGUGACGAUUGAAGCUUUCAAAACUUUCUGUGCAUGUCUAGGGCUAAAAGACGGAUGGAGGAGGACAAACCCAGAUAGAAAGGAUUACACUUACACACAGAUGUCCGGGAAUUUCUCCAGAUCGCGAAUUGAUAGAAUCUAUGUUUUGGAAAAUGCUUUUAAGAACUCUGUCUAUGUUCGAAUGGCCCAUCCGAAGGCCUCACAUGUUGGCAAGGGAAGGUGGUCAAUGCCGCUGCACUUGUUGAACAACAAGAAGAUGGCCAAAGAUAUGAGGUCUUCUGCAAGCAAUAGAAACGAUGGGGAGAACCCGCAAACAGUCUAUGCUAGAGGGAAGAAAGAGAUAAUUACAGUUCUGCAACACUAUGCUGGCUGCAGUAUACCAAUCAAAAAAGCGAAGAUGGAGAGCCUCCGGGCUGAGCUCGACAUGAUGCUGCAGGACGACACCAUUCCGGAAGACGACCGUCUCCUCUUGGCAGCUCUGAUCCAACAAAGGAUACAGCAAAUUCAGGGAGAAAUAAGUAACAACAGACGCACCAUGGGACUAGUCAAGGCCAGACUUGAGAUGGAGACUAUCAGCAAGUAUUGGCUGCGAGCCAGAAACCCAAGGAAACCCUGA